Messenger RNA from Propithecus coquereli (Coquerel's sifaka), 1972 nucleotides. It is a transcript of the gene VSIR, whose product is annotated as chromosome unknown open reading frame, human C10orf54. Bases 80 to 1015 code for a protein of 311 amino acids. Gene Ontology annotation, cellular component: plasma membrane. NCBI's taxonomy places the organism in Eukaryota, Metazoa, Chordata, Mammalia, Primates, Indriidae. The record is from RefSeq and is a predicted model, not a curated record. Gene Ontology annotation, biological process: regulation of immune response; negative regulation of CD4-positive, alpha-beta T cell proliferation; positive regulation of regulatory T cell differentiation. The transcript is spliced from 7 exons.
CCCGCGCACCAGGAGUUCCCCUGCGCGCCCGCGCCCCGCUCCUGCCCGCAGCGCCAGACGCCGCUCCGCCGACGGCGACAUGGGCGUCCUCGCGGCCCCCGAGGCCGGCAGCCGGCGCUGGGGGCCCCUGCUCCUCGCUCUCUUCCUGGCUGCGUCCCGAGGUCUGGUGGCAGCCUUCAAGGUUGCCACACCGUAUUCCCUGUAUGUGUGUCCGGAGGGGCAGAACGUCACCCUCACCUGCAAGCUCUUGGGCCCUGUGGCCAAAGGACAUGACGUGACCUUCUACAAGACAUGGUACCGCAGCUCGCGGGGUGAGGUGCAGGUCUGCUCGGAGCGCCAGCCCAUCCGCAACCUCACGUUCCAGGACCUUCACCUGCACCACGGAGGCCACCAGGCCGCCAACACCAGCCAGGACCUGGCCCAGCGCCACGGGCUGGAGUCCGCCUCCGACCACCACGGCAACUUCUCCAUCACCAUGCGCAACCUGACCCCACUGGACGGCGGCCUCUACUGCUGCCUGGUGGUGGAGAUCAGGCACCACCACUCGGAGCACAGGGUCCACGGGGCCAUGGAGCUGCAGGUGCAGACAGGCAAAGAUGCACCGUCCAAAUGCAUCGCGUACCCAUCCUCCCCCCAGGAGAGUGAAAACAUCACAGCUGCAGCCCUGGCGACGGGCGCCUGCAUCGUGGGAAUCCUUUGCCUCCCCCUCAUCCUGCUCCUGGUCUACAAGCAAAGGCAGGCGGCCUCCAACCGCCGCGCCCAGGAGCUGGUACGGAUGGACAGCAACACUCAAGGGAUUGAAAACCCUGGCUUUGAGGCCUCCACACCCUCCCAAGGGAUGCCCGAGGCCAAGCCCAGGCCCCCACUGUCCUACGUGGCCCAGCGGCAGCCUUCUGAGUCCGGGCGGCACCUGCUCUCCGAGCCCAGCACGCCGCUGUCUCCUCCGGGCCCCGGGGACGUCUUCUUCCCAUCCCUGGAGCCUGUCCCUGACUCCCCAAACUUUGAGGCCGUCUAGACCAGCCAGGGGACAGUGGGCAGUUGUGGCUGGGUCUGGAGCAGGUGUAUUUGAGCCAGGCCUGGCCCUCUGAGUGGCUUCCUUGGCCUUGGCCCUGGCUCCGUCCCUCUUGCUCUGAGUCCAGACUCUGAGACAGCCCUGAUGCCCAGCCCCUCAGCCCUCCGGAUGCUACAAGGGGGAAGGGGGCAGAUGCCGGAUGGCUCAGCCCCUGUCCCAAGGAUGUUGGGGUGCUGGGAUUCCCCGCAGAAACCUGAAAUUCACCAGCUACAGAUGCCAAAUGACCUACAUCCUAACCAGACUCAGAACCUCCAGCUCUGCAGCAGCCUCUCUCCACGAGCCUCGGGACCUGGCAGCCUCAAUAGGACUAGACGUGCCACCCUCCCAGGCCCGAGGCACAGGGCAAGAUGCGGAGGGACUCCUCCCCCCUGUGGUGACCUGGCUCCCCCAUGUCACCCGAGGCUACUCGUCUGUCAGAUCUACUCUUUGUACCCAUGGGGGCACCGGGGCCUGUGUGCCUGGGCCUGCCCGCCCCCCGCCAUCGGAGCCUUCCCCAGCUGCCUCCCACCAGCAGUUUCUCUAAAGACCUGUCAGCAGGUUAAGCCAAUCCGGGGCUCCCACUGCCUGCAUUCUGGUCUCCACAGUUCAGUGGCCAGAGACCCCGAAACAGGAAGUACAUAUUGGGGCACGGUGGCCACUGUGAGCCAAUUGGCGUCUUGGGCAAUCCUCGGCCAGGCCAGAGGUUGCACCACCCACCGCAAACAGCGGUGAGGGCAGGCGGGUGGGGCCUGCUGAGAAGGUGAGAGGAGGGGCUCCCUCCUCCCGCCCUCCCCGUCCCUGACUCCCACUGCUCAGCGUGGGCCAUAGCAACGGUGCCACAUAAUGUCUUGUCCACACCGGGACACUUCUGGGUGUGAAAGGGGGGUGCUAUUAAAAACGACAUGGGGCAACAGGUGCAAA